AUGUGGUCACUUGUAUCUUUAUUCAGUCUGACGGGAUUUGCCCUCUGUGGCGCGUUCCACGACCCGACUCCCUCUGGCAACUCCAACGCGAGAAUUGUCGGCGGGACACCAGCCGACGUCGGGGCGUAUCCAUGGCAACUCUCUCUGGAACUCCGUCAGCUUGGCCUGUUUUGGAGCCACAUUUGCGGAGCUGUCUUGAUCAACCAAAACACGGCUCUGACAGCCGCUCACUGCGUAGAGAGACAGUCGACUUCCAACUUAAGAGUCAUCGCUGGAGUCACCGACAGAAGCAGCUCAUCUAAUAAACAAACGAUAUACGUGUCAAGUGUCACUAUGCAUCCAGGUUGGGACACAAACGGAGCUGGGUAUCCUAACGACAUCGCCAUCUUAAAGCUGCAGUCUAAUGCUAAUGAAGGCAGUGAGUUUAUUAACUCUAUCCCAUUGGCACCUGCGGACAAGACCUUUGAGGGUUACGUCUGCACACUCACGGGCUGGGGCAGAACGUCAGGCGGAGGGAGCCUGGCUAACUGGCUUCAGCAGGUAUCAAUGACCGUCAUAUCUAACAGUCAAUGUGCCAGCAUGUGGCAGACCGUGACCGGGGCUGCGAUUAACGACGGCCAUAUCUGUAUCUACGAGGAGAGCAAGAGCGCCUGUAAUGGUGACAGUGGUGGUCCGAUGGUGUGUCAGUAUGGCGGGGUGACUUACUUGGCGGGAAUCACCUCUUGGGGUGUCAGCACGUGCAGCGGGGAGUACCCCAGCGUGUACACCAGGGUCACCUACUUCCUCGACUGGGUGAACACAAAUAUCUAAACUGUGAGCGGAAUUUCCCCCUAUACAACAUACAAAUUUGACGAUUCAAAUAAAAAAAAGU
This is a messenger RNA of Liolophura sinensis, 871 nucleotides long. Its product is annotated as fibrinolytic enzyme, isozyme C-like. Lineage: Eukaryota; Metazoa; Mollusca; Polyplacophora; Chitonida; Chitonidae. Gene Ontology annotation, molecular function: serine-type endopeptidase activity. The record is from RefSeq and is a predicted model, not a curated record. The transcript has 6 exons. The coding region runs from base 1 to 810 and encodes 269 amino acids. Gene Ontology annotation, biological process: proteolysis.